AUGUUCACAAAAAUUUUUGCCUUUUGCGGGAUUGUAGCAGCGUGCCAAGCCGGUUUGCAGCGCGUUCCUCUGCACUACGCUUCGAGUGCCGCGGUUUCCUCACAGAACAUCGUACGACAGGACCAGUCUACGCAACACGUAGCCGUCGCCGCUCCCUUGGCCUACCAGUCCGCUCCCAUUACCUUCCAAGCUGCUCCUACUCGUUAUUCUUCUGCAGCAGCUGUCUCCUCUCAGAAUAUUGUGCGUCAAGAUCAGCCUAUUCAACAAAUAACUGUUGCUACUCCCAUCGCCUACGCCGCGAUUCCUACCUCUGCCACCUAUAACGCUGCUCCUGUCGGUUACUCAUCUGCUGGAGCUGUGUCCUCCCAAAAUAUCGUGCGUCAAGACCAGCCUGCCCAACAAAUUACAAUUGCAGCCCCUGUUGCCUACCCCACCAGUACUACCUACAACGCUGCUCCUGCCCGUUACUCUUCUGCUUCUGCUGCUAUUUCAUCUCAAAGCAUCGUCCGUCAUGAACGACCUUCUCAGCAAAUAGCCGUUGCUGCCCCCGUAGCCUACCAAGCAGCUCCCACCGCUGUGACCUACAAUGCUGCUCCCGCUAGUUACUCUUCUGCCCCUACUGUGUCAACACAAAAUGUCGUCCGUCUGCCUGCCCAACAAAUAAACGUCGCUGCUCCCGUCGCAUACCAUGCAGCCCCUGUAAUCGUUCGGACUGAAGAAGUCAAUGCUCACCCUCAGUACGAGUACAACUACUCAGUAGCUGACGGGCAUACCGGUGACAACAAGUCCCAGCAGGAGUCCCGCGACGGCGACGUCGUGCGCGGCUCGUACUCCUUCCACGAGGCCGACGGCUCCGUCAGGACCGUGCAGUACUCCGCGGACGACCACAGCGGCUUCAACGCGGUGGUGCACAACUCGGCGCCCACAGCCGCGCCUGCGCACUCCGCGCCCGCUCACUACUACCACCACUGA
This is a messenger RNA of Helicoverpa armigera (cotton bollworm), 972 nucleotides long. RefSeq lists its product as uncharacterized. The record is from RefSeq and is a predicted model, not a curated record. The coding region runs from base 1 to 972 and encodes 323 amino acids. The transcript is spliced from 3 exons. Lineage: Eukaryota; Metazoa; Arthropoda; Insecta; Lepidoptera; Noctuidae. Gene Ontology annotation, cellular component: extracellular matrix.